Messenger RNA from Anarrhichthys ocellatus (wolf-eel), 1419 nucleotides. RefSeq lists its product as uncharacterized. NCBI's taxonomy places the organism in Eukaryota, Metazoa, Chordata, Actinopteri, Perciformes, Anarhichadidae. The transcript has 3 exons. The record is from RefSeq and is a predicted model, not a curated record. Bases 514 to 1419 code for a protein of 301 amino acids.
CCUGCAUGUGUCCCUCCAAUCGGGAGCCAUUGUUUUUCACUUCAGGCUUAAUGCCUCGUUUCAUAUGGUUACAACUGGUCCGAAGAGGGACGUGCGCAAAGCAAUUUGAAAAGCCAAACACAUGCUCAUAAAAUGCUAUUACUCCUGUUCUGUCCGAAUCUUUCUGAGCUAUACGUGUUGUAAAUAAGAUGCUUCUUGAUGUUCCAGAUAUGGAGUCAUUGGAGUCAUUAGCUAAGUCGAUGAAUUUGAAUGGUUGGGGUCGGCGCUCUUCGGGGCGCCUCAUUAUGCAGGCGCAUUAAAAGAAAGCAGUGGGGGGUAAAUGGGUGGUUAAGGGCUCGAACAAUAAAAGGGGCAGGGUCUGUGAGGAGGGUCGGGAUUCAAAUUCUAAGUGGUAAGAUGUCCCCAUUGUCAGUGCGAUAUAUAGCAGGCAGAGAGAGAGAGUUGGCACAACAGAGAAGCUGCCUGUUAUCCAUCAGUGACGAUCUAAAGGCCAGGAUUUAGAGAUAUAGCACCAUGGCCUCCUCGCACUGCAUACGGAUUGCUAUAUUUGUUUUUUCAGUGAUGACAAGGGACAUUGGAGUAUUUGGUCGCGCAUUAGACAAGCUGGGAUUUCUGUCACAGUCCCAAAAAACUGCAGAUGAAUCCUCCGGACCAACUUUACGCAUGGACUCGUUGAGGCGCGGGAUCGCGGAGACGCACCUGGAGCGGUGCGCAGAGCUGGUUGCGCCUUGGCAGGAAAACACGCAAGCUCCCGAGGAUAAUGCAACGCUUUUGCAGCUCCGUGUUCAGCCCUUUUCCCCGAGAGCCUCCCGGCACCCGGUUUUCCCAGGAAAAUCUCUCUUUAGCUUUGUCCGACGGGUUUAUCACUGCUGUCAAGAAGGAGUAAACUGCAGAAGCGUAAGAGGAAUUCAAGGCCGACUGAGAAGAGGCACAGAUGUGGAGUUUCUCCUCACCAGGGACAUUUUGUCAUUGACUAUUAUGAGAGCCGAGCUCCACCUCCAACUUGCCAACCCACAACAUCUGGAUAUCUAUCCUGUGCUUUCAUCUAUGGCAAAGCGAGACCUACCUACACGGUACAGUUUGUGGUCACAGAGCAACACGGUGGAGCUGAGAGUAGAUCUGCUGUUCCUUUUCCAGAAUCUGAAACAGGCGACAGGUGGUGCAGGAGGGGCUCACAGCUUGGCGAAAAUGCGGGAGGUGGCGUUUUCUUCCAGGAGGUAUCCACCAGGAGAAAAGCCAGCUUCUGGGGCUCUGCAUGACACCGAUACGGAUGUGUGGGGGGAUGGGGUUGCCAGCACGCUGCCUGCUCUGGAGCUGGGCCUGGUCCUGGGCUGCAGUCGGGCUGCUUCGGGGGUAUCCUGUGGAACUGGCGGUGUUCACCUCUCACACACACCCUUCAUGGCUCUGUACUACCGGUGA